Messenger RNA from Scutellospora calospora, 159 nucleotides. The record is from the annotation of a GenBank genome assembly. NCBI's taxonomy places the organism in Eukaryota, Fungi, Glomeromycota, Glomeromycetes, Diversisporales, Gigasporaceae.
AUGCUUGCAGAUACAAAGGAUAAAAUAUGUGGUAGUUGUACUAGAAUUCUUUUGAAUGUUCAUCUUGGUCUUGAAAAAGGUUAUUUAGAAGACAUAGCAGAAUUUGAAGAUAUAAAAGAAAAUAUAUGUUCAUCAAUUCAAUAUAGUGCUUUACAAUGA